AUGUCUCGCGCUCACCUAUUCCUCAACUGGCGCCCAACAAUACGAAUACGUCCUUCUACACUCCACCUGCACUCCUCAGUCCGGGCCCAAUCCACCGAAGCGAGCGGCAUAUCGCGCCUCGACCGCCUGACGGCCAAGCUCCCCAAACGCCUGCAAAAAUAUACAAAUGGCCUACGCAACGCCCCUGUUUCGCAUGUCGUUUCGUUUAUGAUUCUACACGAAAUCACAGCAAUUGUACCUUUGUUUGGGCUCUUUUCCCUGUUUCACUAUACCAACUAUAUACCUGUAUCCUAUGUGACCGAUCAUUUUGGAGAGUCCGUGCAAGGAGGGAUCGAGAGGUACGAGCGGUAUUUCAAGCGCAAAGGCUUGUUUGGCUUUGGGCAAGAAGAUAAUAGCGACACGUCUGCAUCCGAGACCACGGCCCAGGACGCACAUGUGGAGGAUGUUGUGCAGCGCUGGCACAAUGGGGAACAAAAGUACAAAAUCCUGGUCGAGGUUGCCCUGGCAUAUGCGAUAACGAAAGCCCUUCUCCCGGUCCGAAUCAUCGGUAGUGUUUGGGCCACGCCGUGGUUUGCAAAAAUACUUGUUAGAGCUAAAUCUACACUGACCAAAAAGCCAUAA
This is a messenger RNA of Trichoderma asperellum CBS 433.97, 621 nucleotides long. RefSeq lists its product as uncharacterized. Gene Ontology annotation, cellular component: mitochondrion. The record is from RefSeq and is a predicted model, not a curated record. Lineage: Eukaryota; Fungi; Ascomycota; Sordariomycetes; Hypocreales; Hypocreaceae.